Mya arenaria is the source of this 2187-nucleotide messenger RNA. Its product is annotated as deleted in malignant brain tumors 1 protein-like. Gene Ontology annotation, cellular component: membrane. The record is from RefSeq and is a predicted model, not a curated record. NCBI's taxonomy places the organism in Eukaryota, Metazoa, Mollusca, Bivalvia, Myida, Myidae. The transcript has 15 exons. The coding region runs from base 68 to 2071 and encodes 667 amino acids.
AUAAACAUAAAUACUUAGAUCAGAGCUUUUACCUUGUAUAGCAGAGAUAACAGUUUCGAGUGCAGUUAUGCUAGCAUAUUUAACCAUUUUGUUGCUUCUUUCUGUUGGUUUGACAGAUGGAUUAAGGUGCUUUAACUGCUUAAACAGCCUCAAUCCGUUAAGCUGCAAUACAACCGAUGUAUGCGCAGCGGGACAGUCAUGUUUUCAACAACGAAGAGCAACAUCACAGGGAGUGGUUUUUGAUAUGGGAUGUCGUGACACUCAGGUGUGUGCUUUGUCAGCAAUGCCUUCUGUUGUGAUUGGAAAGCGUUCUGUAGCGAAGCGACAAACCGCAAACUGUCAUGAAUGCUGCUCGGAGAACAAUUGCAAUGGAAACCUGUGUCCGAACUCAAACUCAACUGCACACGUUCGAUUGGUGGGAACGAUUUACCCUAACCAAGGCAUGGUAGAAGUGUCCGUCGACGGUGGUAAUACAUGGGGCACAAUCUGCGAUGACAACUUCGGCACUCAUGAGGCGCAAGUGGUCUGUGCGAUGUUGGGAUAUGACAGAUACGAUGCGUCAUCGGUAGGAGGUGCAUACUUCGCCCAAGGGCAAAUGUCAGAAAGAAGUCUUCUAAAUAACGUAAAAUGCGUCGGUACCGAAAGUUCCAUUUUAGAAUGCCAACACAGUGGAUCAAACUGUGGUCACAACGAAGAUGUUGCGGUGACUUGUGGAGCUGCAUUCCACACUCAAGUACGAUUAGUGGGAUCGAUAUAUCCAAACCAGGGCCUAGUUGAAAUAUCCCUAAACAAUGGCACUACCUGGGGGACAAUCUGUGAUGAUAUGUUUGAUUAUAAGGAAGCCAAGGUUAUUUGUGGCAUGCUUGGAUAUGACAGACAGAAUGUAGCCGCUAUCACAGCAGCUCAAUUCGGUGCAGGAGAACGCAGGCAACCAAUAGUUUUGCAAAACGUCCAAUGUGCGGGCACCGAGAGUUCCAUUCUAGAAUGUCAACAUAAUAUUGUGAAUGUCCAUACUUGCACACACGCGGAGGAUGUGGGAGUUUCGUGUGAUUCUCUAUUCCAUCCAGUUGCAAGACUAGUUGGAACUCCGUAUCCAAAUGAAGGACGAGUAGAGUUGUCAGUAGACAAUGGUACAACUUGGGGCACUAUUUGUGAUAACAAAUUUGGAAAUGAAGAAGCUCAGGUCAUUUGCGGCAUGCUUGGAUAUAACAGGUCAUUUGCUGUUGCAAUUCCUGGUGCUGCAUUUGGUAAAGGUGAACUUAGUUCACAAAUUGUUACAACUGACGUUGACUGCGCUGGCACAGAAAAAAACAUUCUGGACUGCAACUACAGGAUUAUAGGCAUGACAUCUGAAUGCAGCCAUGACAAAGAUGUGGCUGUGUCCUGUGGGUCAGAAUUUCAUGCGUCAGUUAGAUUGGUUGGUACCACCUAUCCAAACCAGGGACGAGUGGAAAUCAGUUUCAACAACGGAGCAUCGUGGGGAACUAUUUGUGAUAAUAAUUUUCAAAAUGUCGAUGCCCAGGUCGUAUGUGCUAUGCUGGGAUAUGAACGACAAGGUGCAGUUGCAACUGGGGGUGCAUUUUUCGGACAGGGCGUUAUAAGUCAACAGAUAUUACUCAAUAACGUUUACUGCACUGGCACGGAAAGUUCAAUUAUGGAUUGCGGACGCAGCCCUGUCGGUAUUUCGAACUGUUAUCAUAGUCAGGAUGUAGGAGUGACAUGCCCGUCAGGAUUUAAACACAUGCUUGCACGGAUUGAUGGGUUCGGCCAUCCAACCGCAGGAAGGGUGUUGAUAAGUCUUGAUGGAGGUCAAACAUGGGGCACAGUAUGCCAAUAUAAUUUCGAUAAUAAUGAUGCUGCAGUCGUAUGCGUGAUGCUGGGGUUCCAAAGGACCGGGGCUGUAAGAACAUCAGCGGGUUAUUACGAUCUAGGGCAUAAUCCACCUAUUCUCUACGGUUUGAACUGUGAUGGUUCAGAGGACUCACUUCUCCAGUGUGGCCAUACAUAUUUCCGACCGGGUUUGGAUGGGUGUGGCUAUGCUUCAGAAGCUGGUGUUAGUUGUCAAACAUGAUCACCGAAGCUUACGUCUCGGGUGUCAUGAACAGAAUGUCAAAACAUAUGACUUAUGACUUAUCUGUUUCCUUAUUCAAAGAAAUACACUGAUCGAAAAUAAGUUAAUAAAAACUA